UGAAAAUGUCUACGUUGAAGUAGUUCAAUUUUACUGAAAACAUUGCAUAGAAUUAGAAUAAACACAUCCCGUUUUCACUGAAAUGAUUUAUUGUUAAACCUUUGGGAUAUAAAAAGUGAACCAAAAUGAACUUGGGUGGCUCAAUUCGUAUCAAUAAAUUUGGUGUACUAAUCAUCACAGCACUUUUGCUCGUUUUCGUGUAUUAUGUAUCAACCGGAAAAUCACGCAGCUCAAACUACGCAUUGAAUAAAAAUCCCAAUGAAGUAAACCUGCGGAAGUUGCUUAUUGGGUCGAUCCAAGCAGCCCAGCGUGGAGGCCUCGAGGUGGUGGAGGUAUCCAAGAGUGCGGAUUUCAAGGUGCAAAGCAAAGGCAAAACAAAAGAGGGUGCCAAUGAUCCGGUGACAGAUGCUGACUUCCGUUCGCACUGCGUUAUGGCCAGUGGAUUGCAUAGAAUUUUCCCCAAGCUGAAAAUAAUAUCAGAAGAGGACGAAGGAAAGCAGAGUUGUCCUGAUGCAAAAUUGUUUGAUCUUGAUCCGACCGUGAUACACGAAAACUCCAAUGUCCCGGAUGAAAUAGUUGGGAUCGAAGAUGUUAUGGUAUGGAUCGAUCCACUUGAUGCCACGCAGGAAUAUACAGAGAACCUGUUCCAGUACGUCACAACAAUGGUGUGCGUGGCGAUAAAAGGCGUUCCAACGAUCGGCGUAAUUCACAACCCCUUCACGAAGAAAACUGUUUGGGCCUGGACCAAUAAGGCCGUAUCCGAACCACUGACCUUUAUUAAGAGGGACGAGGAUGUUAAGCAUCCUGUUGUUAUUAUUUCCCGAUCUCAUAGUGGCGAAGUGAAGAGCAUAGCCAAGGAGGUUUUUGGUGAAAAUUUACAUAUUAUCCCGGCAGGAGGAGCAGGCUACAAGGUCUUGCAGGUACUGCAUAACAAUGCAACUGCGUACCUCCACUCUACGGCAAUAAAAAAAUGGGACAUAUGUGCAGGAAAUGCUAUCCUUGCUGCCAUAGGAGGUAAAAUGACGAACCUGAAGAAUCAGGAUAUCGCAUACAGCGACAAGGAUUCGUUUCUGAAUGAAAAUGGACUGCUGGCAACGGCAGUCGAGAGCAUACACGAGAUGUAUAUUAAAAAAAUAAUCGAUCAAAAAUUGCAGCACUAAAAUAAGUCACGCUUCAAAUACAUCACACAUAAGAGUACGUUCGGGGUGAAAUGAUUUCGUAAAAGACUCAUACACAUAGCUUACCAACUUUUUUUGGUUAAUUUGUGAUCACGCAUUUGAGUUCCUCGGGUUUAACUUUUGUUUAGGAAAUAGUUUAAUCAUGUAAGUCUAUGUAAGAUUGUGAUUGACAUUCGCUCUGAAAUCGAAUAAAUUUCCUCAAUAUAGAAU
Ochlerotatus camptorhynchus is the source of this 1388-nucleotide messenger RNA. Its product is annotated as putative inositol monophosphatase 3. The transcript is spliced from 4 exons. Gene Ontology annotation, molecular function: 3'-nucleotidase activity. NCBI's taxonomy places the organism in Eukaryota, Metazoa, Arthropoda, Insecta, Diptera, Culicidae. Bases 126 to 1160 code for a protein of 344 amino acids. Gene Ontology annotation, biological process: phosphatidylinositol phosphate biosynthetic process. Gene Ontology annotation, cellular component: endomembrane system. The record is from RefSeq and is a predicted model, not a curated record.